AUAAGGGGGUUACAACACCCUCUCAUAUAUAAUGAGAGCAAAUAAUUAAAAUGCAGUCAUAGAUUAUGUCAUGAGUGGGUAGAGAACAAUACUACAUUGUUUCAGACAUUAGUAAUGGGGGUAUCAGAAUAAACUCCUAGGUCAACAAAAACGAAUCACCUAUUGUAUGCACUGUCGAAAGACAAAUAUCAAAGUCGAAUAAAAUUGAUAUAAAUAAAUCGUAGGAACUUUUUCUCUUCUCUUUCCCGCAAAAAAAAGUUACCAAGUGGAACAGUUGGAGUUAUUCACAUUUUCUUUUCAUAAUGAUUGUGAUAGUUAUUUUACAUGUAUUUCUCGGGAUAUGUUUGUCUCAGCACACUCCACCCUGUGACUGUCAAAACGAUUUGGGAAUUGCCUACUGUCGCCAUGUACGGGCAUGUCCAGAAUUUGUAUCAACUGCCCAGGUGGAAUGUGCGAUAAUUGAAAUAAUUUUGAAAGCAAACACAUCGCUUGACCAAGUAUUGAUCCACGGGGAAUGUAGAAACAUGUCGGUAUACAAGCGAUUGUGCAUGUAUGCAAUUAAGCAAAUAGUAUUGCGGUCUACCAGAGAGAGUUUCCUUUGUUCAGGUAAUUAUAUACUUAAAAAACUGAAGUGUGAUCGGUGAAGCAAAAUUACUGUACUCGAGUGUUAAUUUAUCUGUUAAGGUGAUAUUUUCGAUUUAUUGUGUAAGUAAUUUAAUUUGAAGACCUAUUUCGGAAACAGUCAUUGUAUUUCAGAGUUGAAUUUUAUGAAAAUUUGCGUAAAAUAAAUUCUAAAAAAAAAUUAAAAAAAUUAAAAAAAAUUCAAGAAAUUGGAUUUCAAAAAUUUUGUUACUAUUCGAUCGGAAUAAAACUUUUUUUGGUCACAUGACCUCUUCUUUUUUUCUCAAAUCUGCGAACCUUCCUCUUUGUGCAAUCACCCGUGUGACGCGUGACACCGUUAUCAGUCAUUCCCUCAUGGCGUGCUCACUGAUGAACGGGCGUGUGUUGUGUAAAGAUUUGACCACGACGAUGAAACCGGGGCUGUUGGAAAUCACCAGCGAGAAGCAUUUUACACUCGGAAGGGAUUCGUCCAGGACAUACAAUAACUUAUCGACGACUGACGUAACCGAACAGCAUGUUGACAGAAGCACACUUAUUAAUGAAUCUUAUGCAUUUAAUAGUACACCAAUCCCGCAUGAAACUACUUCGUCCGAAAAUGAAUCCCUGGCAUUGUUUCCUAUAACUUCUCCCAAUGAUUUCACAGCCACUAUGCAUGACAGUACUCCGCUUACGCAAUCAGUAAAACAGACCACCCCCCUUAUUAAACACUCCACAAAUAUUUCUUCUGUCAUGACAACAAAUGCCUCUUUACCAUCUGCAGCUACUUCCUCUUCGCAUUAUUUUACUGUCACCUCAAAUUUGACGGACUUGACGACUGCUGACACACAAACUCGCAUCACCACCAUCGGAACGAAAAACACUGAGUCCCUCGUGAACGAAGCCUUCAGUAUCGCUAUUACGGCCAUAAUCAUGGCCGGUUUGAUUGGCCUGGGAAUUUUGCUGCGGUAUCUCCUUAGGAGAUACCGCAACUACAUUUUGCGGAGAGGGAGGCGGGACAGCAUUACGGCGGCGCCACGGGAAGACAUUUCAUACCGCCGGACCCUGGCCGCUGCGCAGGAAGUGGAAGCGGCCGCCACACUGGCCACCAUAAAGAAGGAGCCGGUGACACCCCAUUCCUGUCAUUGCACCCUGGCCGCGGCACAGGAACUGCGCCACGCCAUAAAACAGGAACCGGCAUCCCCCCGCUCCUGUCGCCGGACUCUGUCCAUGCCAGUAAUCUCCCCAAGAAAGGACCCCUACCUCAGGGAUGAGUUAAUUGCAUUGUAAUGCACCUGAUUAAAUACCCGAUAACAAAACU
Molecule: messenger RNA, 1918 nt
Organism: Magallana angulata
Lineage: Eukaryota; Metazoa; Mollusca; Bivalvia; Ostreida; Ostreidae
Exons: 4
Coding region: 886-1887 (333 amino acids)
Source: RefSeq, a predicted model, not a curated record